AUGCCAUUCACAUACGGCACUGAUCAUCUCGAGCCGGCUUUUCACGACCGGCCAGUCCCCAACAUCACUUAUGGUCUACACUUUGACGAAGCAGCCGCCCACCAUGUUGAAAAGACAGUCAAGGCCAAACGUGUGUACAUCAUCGCAUCCAAUUCCUUGUCGAGGAAUACCUAUGCUCUCAAACGCCUCCAACGGGCCCUAGGCGAGAAAGUCGUCGGCACACGGAUUGGCAUGACUCCCCACACGCACUGGAACCAGGUUCUCGAAAUCACCCAAGACGCUGCGCCAAAGAACCCCGACUGCAUCAUCACAUUGGGUGCGGGCAGUCUUACAGAUGCGGCGAAAAUCAUCUGCUGGAUGCUUGCCAACGACAUCACCACGGCGGAAGGUAUGGAGAAGCUAGCCUCUGCAGGGAAGGACUUCAAGGACCCUGUCGUACAGCACGUUGCGAUCCCAACGAGCUUGUCUGGGGGCGAGUACCAAUCCAUUGCAGGGGCGACACGCGACGAUGGAACUCAUCGCAAACAACUAUUCACCCCACCUGAGAAGAACCCCUGCCUAGUAAUACUGGAUCCGGAGUUGACUAUCACGACGCCUGAGAGAAUUUGGCUGAGUACCGGCAUCAGAGCGGUCGAUCAUUGUGUUGAGACACUAUGUAGUCUUCUUUCCAACGCUAGGGGGGAUGCAGAAGCCGAGAAAGGACUGCUACGCCUGGUGCCGGCUUUGAUCCGAACACACAAGAACCCCGACGAUCUAGAUGCACGCUUCGAGACGAUGAGAGGUGUUAUCGAGGCCAUGAGCGCCGUCUCCUCUGGUGUACCAUUGGGUGCCAGCCACGCAAUCGGCCAUCAACUUGGGCCCAUGGGCGUUGGCCACGGCGAGACUAGUUGUAUCAUGCUGCCCGCUGUGUGCAAGUGGAAUGAAAAAGUAGGUGCCAACGUUGGAAAACAGGCUUACACGAAGAAAGUCUUACUCAAGUCGCCAAUUGUCAUGGAUCUGCUGGAGGCGAAAUACGGGAAACAUGUCGGCGCGCUCAACAAAGUUGACCUUGGCGAUACAUUGGACGUAAUAUUCAGAGAGAUAGGGAUGCCACGAACACUCAAGGAUGUUGGCAUUGGAAAAGACAAGUUGGAUGCCCUUGCAACGAAUAGCUUGACGGACCAUUGGAUCCAAACGAACGCAAAACCGAUUACGGAAAAGGGGCAAGUCAUGGAAAUCCUGCAAAUGGUGGUAGAGUAG
Molecule: messenger RNA, 1239 nt
Organism: Exophiala spinifera
Lineage: Eukaryota; Fungi; Ascomycota; Eurotiomycetes; Chaetothyriales; Herpotrichiellaceae
Exons: 1
Coding region: 1-1239 (412 amino acids)
Cellular component (GO): mitochondrion
Molecular function (GO): metal ion binding; alcohol dehydrogenase (NAD+) activity
Source: RefSeq, a predicted model, not a curated record